GCCUUCAAAGCGCAGGGUUUUGACACAAUCUGAGCAGACUGGUAUAUAUAGAGAGCUCAUGGACUAUUAUACCAUACACAAGUCGACGAAACUAGAUAGCUGAUUUUGAAGAAACGUGUCAAGAUUAUUUACAUUAGAGUGAAGUUAUGGCCUCUUCUGAUCUUGAAGAACAUGUUGGGAAACAUCCCUGGGAAUACUGCAGUCUGCUUGACGAUCAUCCACUGGUUAAAGAGCUGUUUGACAGACGUCAUGAUUAUCCAGACUUACCUGUGAAGUUCACCGUCGGUUUGUUUUCAGAGGUUGAAUCGGAUAUCAAAACAGAACCAACAGAGAUCGAGAUCGGGAAAGAAAAUUUGACUUUAUCAGGAAACGUAUUCAAGAUAGAUUGGGUCAGAUACAUGGUACCCCGUGUAACAGACAACAUACUAUCAAUUUUGAUUUCAGUCCGAAACAGUGAUGAAACUCCAUACUCGUUUUUUUACACUGUUAAACCGAGCGAUGGCUAUGAAGCAGUGUCUAUACUGAAUCUUAUCAGAAAAUCUUUGUUUGAUAAGGCAACUUCUGAAGCACAAUGUGAUCCCAAAAUGGCUGUGAAGGCUAUAGAUUUUAAUCGAGUGCUAUUCAGCGACAACCUAGAGUGCUCCGUGACGUCACAACCUAAUGCUAAAGAAUUUUACGUCGUGAUUGAUCAGGAAUGCAUGUGUUUCUUUUUCAAACAGUAUGAUUCUGCACCUUGCACAGUACUCUUCUUCUGGAAGGAAAGAGGAAAUGACGUCAUCGAACGUGUCAUGAUGAUAAACGAUACGCGGGAAAUAAGAUUUGAAAGUGAGAGUUCCAAUGUUUUAGUUAAGGACCAGAGAAACAUAGACGAAUUCAAAAGGGUAAUAGCGAAGAAUUCUUCCAAGCCAAAGGAAAUAUUCCACGGAUAUCCAGCUUUGGUGAGGCAUCUUGAUGGUUCAUCUAGAAUAAGCAAGGAGACUGCCGUCCCUGGACCAUCACAUGAUUAUGGAGAAGACUCAAAAGAUGAGGGAUACAAGCAUGUCCAUCCACAGGCAGGAAAAUCAGCGACUAUUUUGAGGGACGAAUUUGACGAAGCAAUAGAUUCUCUAAUGUCUGCUGAGGAGCGAUGCAGGAAAACGGAACUGUACGAGACAAUCUCACUGCAGUGGAUUGUGAUUCAGGAUGAAAUCGCCGACAUCCAGAUCUCCGGGCUAGUCCCUCCCAGUGACUUCCUCAGCGGGGGUCUAGACCCGGACGAUCCAGAUCAUUUCCGAAAGUGUUUACAAGAUUUAGAAGAAAAUUUGAUGACAAAUCAAAGGUACGACAUUGCAUUGUCACACGUGGCGGGAAUGAAAACGAUUUUCAAUACCAACAUCACCUCGGGUGAUUUGCGUCGUUUCAUAGAAACAGAUGAUAUAAAUUUCCUACGAAUGGUGUACUAUAGGUCAUACUUAGGACUAAGCUCUUAAAUAUUCGUGACUUCAUUACUACGAAUGGUGUACUAUACAGUUUUUAGAUAAUAUUUAGGACUAAGCUCUUAAAUAUUCGUGACUUCAUUACUACGAUUGGCGUACUAUACAGUUUUUAUAUCAUAUUUAGGACUAAGCUCUUAGAUAUUUGUGGUUCCACAGGAAUAAUAUGAACUUUUUGAUCGAGAAAUGAUACGUUCUUAGUGAUGAGCAAGAUCACUGUUUUCCAUGAUUUUUUUUUUUUUUUUUUUUUUUUUUUACAUAUAUAGGCGCACUGAAAUUAGCUUACGUUUCAAAAACACAAUGGCAUUUUGGAAUUUGCACUCAACCUUAUAAUUAUAUGGAUAAUAUGUUUAUAAUGUACACUGAGCAGGGAAAGGCUAGCGUGGAGAGCGCUGAAAUAAUACUAGUAAACAGGCUAGCGUGGAGAGCGCUGAAAUAAUCCUAGUACUGUGGAAUGAUUAGAAUUCGUGGUGGCUCAAUUUUCGUGGAAUUCAUGGGUACCCCUGACCCACGAAUUUACAUCCUCAACGAAUAAGGAAUCAUAAUUACAUUCCAGAGUUAUCUUUCUUACAAAUAUAUAAAUCCACGAAAUUACGUCCCCACAAACCCGUAAAAAUUCAGUAAUCCACGAAAAUUGGCCCCCACGAAUAUAAAUGAUUCUACAGUAUGCAGUAUAUUUGUAGUCGUGUCCUUCUGAAUGAGGAUUGGAUAAGUUAAGAAAAUAUAUUUUCCUUUUUGUAAAUAUAUUGAUAGAAGCGUACAAGCACCGUCUUCAUUGUUUGAUUUUCUGCUUUACAUAUUGUCAUGGGUGUGGUAUUUUCUGACACGAUUUAGGACAAUCAUACAUAUAUUGUAAUAACUUUCAUGUAAAUAAGACGAGUUUGAUUGGUUGAGAAACAUUUCAUACAAAAUCACCAUCUGAGUGAUAAGCCAUUCUCUCCAGCGUGAUAGAAUAUAGUAACCUUGGGUGCGAGUGAGUGGAAUUACAAAAAUAUGUUGACUGCACGGAAUUUAUGUGCGUACGGUUCACCAUCAUACAUGUAACAUACGGAUAUUUACAGUUUGCCAGCUGUAAUAAUUUAUUUCCUAGUAAUUAUGGCAGGCAAGUUAGGGUAACACUGCAAAUUGUCACUCCUCUAAAAAGCCAUUGUCAACAUCGGCAUUGCCUCGGUUGACAAUGUUUUUCUCAGGUUGACAAUUUCCAUUCUGAUUAUAAUUAUGUACUUUCAUCAUCGUGUAAAAUAAUUGAAUCUGAUUGGCGGAGAAACAGUUGAAAAAAAAACCUCACCCUGUGGGAAGAAAAGCGACACCCCCAGGGUGAUAGUAUAUAGCAACGGGAAACAAUACCAUACCUGACAAAGGGUGAUAUUUAUUUAAAAAAAAACAACCAGUACCUGUUUCAUGACAUUCAGUAAAUCAAAAACAAUAGUGCAUGUUGAGGGUAACGUUGAAAAUUUUCACCCCUCGAAUAUCUUUGACUGCGCCUGGGUCGACAUUAGUUUCUCAAGGCGAAAAUUGUCAAUGCUACCCUCCACUACACGCACUAUGUAUAUGAUGUUACCCUCAUGCGCAUGCAAUAUUCAUAUGCUAAGAUUAACUGACUGCUCCUUUUAACGACUUUGUAUGGUUUUCUUUAGAAUUCGUAAUUGUAUGAUUUCCUUGUGAAGAAAGUUAUAUACAAGCGUUUUUCUGAAAUAAAUAUAAUAAAUACAGGAUAUAUCA
This is a messenger RNA of Ostrea edulis (European flat oyster), 3194 nucleotides long. RefSeq lists its product as uncharacterized. The record is from RefSeq and is a predicted model, not a curated record. Lineage: Eukaryota; Metazoa; Mollusca; Bivalvia; Ostreida; Ostreidae. The transcript is spliced from 9 exons. Bases 147 to 1469 code for a protein of 440 amino acids.